Fibroporia radiculosa is the source of this 1035-nucleotide messenger RNA. RefSeq lists its product as uncharacterized. Gene Ontology annotation, cellular component: cytosol; nucleus. Gene Ontology annotation, molecular function: cysteine-type deubiquitinase activity. NCBI's taxonomy places the organism in Eukaryota, Fungi, Basidiomycota, Agaricomycetes, Polyporales, Fibroporiaceae. The coding region runs from base 1 to 1035 and encodes 344 amino acids. Gene Ontology annotation, biological process: protein deubiquitination; endoplasmic reticulum unfolded protein response. The transcript is spliced from 6 exons. The record is from RefSeq and is a predicted model, not a curated record.
AUGGCUCCCAUACGUCUUCGACAUCCCAAAGGCGUGUCCACCCUUCAAGUCGAUCUUGAUGGCUCGACUGUUCUAGAUCUGCAACAGCAAAUUUUCUGUGUCACGGAGAUCUCACCGUCUCAACAAGACUUGAAAGCCGGUUAUCCACCUCAGCCUCUUACACUCAUACCCGAGCUCCCAGUCUCCAGCCUGGGCCUAAAGCAAGGAGAUCAGCUUAUCUUGACUCAACGGCCCUCCGGUUCUUCUGUACAAUCGCCAUUCAGAUCCAAUGCGGCUUCUGCAUUACCUUUGGGUGGUCCAGCAUCCGCCAUGACCAGUUUGGCAGCAUCGCAGAUUCCUGACCGGGGUCCAGUAGCUCUAACUGUGGGCACGGGAAAUGAUGCCGGCCCACAUUCCGUGCCUAUGGAAGGCGGUUAUUUGGUCCACCGUAUUGUCCCAGAUGACAACUCGUGUCUUUUCUCCUCCGUCGCCCUCGUUUUCGAGCAAGAUAUUUCGAAGGCGUCUAAAAUUCGAGAGAUUGUUGCAGAUGCGAUCCGCAAAGAUCUUGAAACUUGGAACGAGGCUAUUCUAGGUCGUCCUCGGGAGGACUACAUUGCAACCAUACUCAAGCCCUCUUCAUGGGGAGGCGCAAUCGAGCUGACCAUUCUAGCGGCUCACUACUCCACUGAAAUCGCUUCGAUUGAUGUCGAAACUGGACGCAUUGAUCAAUUCACGCCGUCCUCCGGAAGUAACUCCGGCAAUCGCUGUGUCCUCAUUUAUUCCGGAAUCCACUAUGACGCUGCCAGCAUUGCGCCUACGGCAGAUGCGCCGCCUGAUUUCCACCAGACAAUUGCACCAAUAGUGGCUCCGGGCGACAGUGACCCGCUGUUAGUCGCCGCAAAGAAGCUCGCGGACAUAUUGAGAGCAAAGAGAGCUUAUACAAAUACAGCGACAUUCGACUUGAGAUGUCAAAUAUGUCGAAAGGGUCUGAAAGGCGAGAAAGAGGCACGGGCACACGCAUCGGAAACAGGUCAUGUCCAGUUUGGGGAGUUCUGA